Patella vulgata (common limpet) is the source of this 2147-nucleotide messenger RNA. RefSeq names its product receptor-type tyrosine-protein phosphatase epsilon. Gene Ontology annotation, biological process: protein dephosphorylation. The record is from RefSeq and is a predicted model, not a curated record. Bases 141 to 1433 code for a protein of 430 amino acids. Lineage: Eukaryota; Metazoa; Mollusca; Gastropoda; Patellidae. The transcript has 12 exons. Gene Ontology annotation, molecular function: protein tyrosine phosphatase activity.
AACAGUGGGUCGCAAGUAUUUUACUUGUUGUAUACGUUCUCAUUUUGCAUUGAUUUUUUUCUUCACAGGGCAUCAUUCAUCCAAAGACCUAUAUAGCAGCACAGGGUGCUACAGCAGUUACUAUUAAUGAUUUUAUUAGAAUGAUCUGGGAACAGAAAAGUGAUAAGGUUAUCAUGUUAACUAAUACACGCGAAAUGGGGAAGCUAAAAUGUGAGCAAUAUUGGCCAGAAGAGGGAUGUGAAAGAUUUGGAGGCAUAACUUUGACUUUACAGGAAGAAACUGUUCGGGCUGAUUUCACCAUACGUCAUAUAUUCAUGAUUAAGGAUGGAGUUAAACAUGAAUUUCAUCACUUCCAUUAUACAAGUUGGCCUGAUCAUGAUGUUCCUAAUGCCAGCGAUUUGUUAGAUUUUCUCUACAUGGUUAAUAAACAUAAACCUAAUUCAAAUAUACCACAGAUUGUUCAUUGUAGUGCUGGUGUUGGUAGAACAGGAACAUAUAUAGCUAUAGAUUGUGGAUUAAAACAAGGAAAAGAGACAGGAAGCUUUGAUGUUAUUGAAUUUAUUAAAACGAUUAGAAAUCAGAGGAGGGGUAUGAUACAAACAGCCGGUCAGUUACAGUUUGUUUAUGAAGCAUUAACGGAGGGAUUUAAAUAUGGUGAUACUAGUUUAGACAAGACUGUGUUAGAAUCGCAGUUGGAUGCAAAUAAUUCUUCGACAAUAAUUGGUCAAAUGCCCCUUCAUGAACAAUGUGAAUAUUUAAGGCAGAUUACAGUAAAUACAGAUACCCAUGGCAUUGACAAGGACCAGGAUUCAUCAGCCUAUAUUUACCCCUCUAGAACAAACAAGAUUGGUUAUAUCAUGGCUGAUAUGAAUGGAUAUAACACGGAAUCAAUAUGGCAGCUAAUACAAAAUCACAACUGUUCAGUUACUGUAGCCUUUUUGAAUAGUUCGAAUGAAGUGGCUAUUUGCCCAGAACGUGAUACAGAAGAAAAAUACGGAUCAGUAGAACUGGAAAAUAAAUCUGAUACACGGGUUUCAAAUAAUUUAAAUUUGAUAACUGUUUCAGCUUCACAAUAUGAGAAUACAGAAAGAAAAAUUGUAAAAGUUUUGUUGAUGAAUGUAGACGAGCACAGAUCAUGGCUGGUAUUGGCUAAUCAGAUAAAAGAGUUGGUGGAACAGAUAGAUAUUCACCAUAAUAAUGAUAAUAAUCCAAUAGCUGUGUUUUCGAAUGAACUUUGUGUUGGUCAAUUAUUCUGUGUAAUAAGAAAUAUCAUACAGAGAAUAAAACUGGACAAUGAAGUUGAGAUAUUUGAAAAUGUUAGAAAAAUGCAUCAACAGAUUUCUUGUGUGAUAAACUCGCAGGAUGAAUACCUCAGCUUACAUAGAUUUGCAGCAGAAUAUGUGAAAUCAUCCAGUCUCUACGCCAAUUUAUAGACGAUGUUAUUGAUAAAUAGUGCUAUAAAUAUCAGAUCAUUUAAUAGUUAUGAAUUAUAAAACAACGAUUUCUUUACCUAUUGGCUCAACUUUUAUUAAUUUAUGAUAAUCUAUCUUUCAUUAAUCAUGCUUUAUCAUUAUAUAAAAGAAUAGCAAACCUUUAAAUUGGUACGACAAAUUCGGGAGAACAUAUCCCGUUUUACGACACUAAUCACUAUCCAUAGACAUCUAAGCGAUGGUCUGGACCCAAAUUUCGUAUAAUUCGGUUACGAACGCUAAACAUACCAUCGACAUUACCCAUCUGUCUGUGUCCACAAACGUUAUGUUUCCUUUUUUAUCUCCUAAUAUGCUAAUUCCUUAGACCACGGUUAGAGAUGUUGCAAGCUGGGGGCUACAUAUUCAUAUAUAUCUCAAAAUAUUGCUGUUAAAGAAACACAAAACAGCGGCAUAGAAAAGCACAGACACAUUGUGAAACUGCUGAGGAUUCAUAUUUUUUACUAGUAUUUUAAAAAUUGAAGAGGACUUAAAACAACUUUACUUCUGUGAUAUAUCUGAAUUAUCGGUAAAAACUGCCCUACGAAUAGAUUAUUUUCUAUGGUGUUAUUUCAUGCAAUCAUUUAAUUUUUCACCCAUUGCUUCGCUUGUCUAUGUUUUCAACCACCGAGUUAACCGUCAUAUACUCCAUAUAGAAUGUCAUUACCGUUCAUGUAUAUA